Messenger RNA from Harmonia axyridis, 1455 nucleotides. It is a transcript of the gene Zpr1, whose product is annotated as zinc finger protein ZPR1. Bases 66 to 1400 code for a protein of 444 amino acids. Gene Ontology annotation, cellular component: cytoplasm; nucleus. The transcript has 7 exons. The record is from RefSeq and is a predicted model, not a curated record. Lineage: Eukaryota; Metazoa; Arthropoda; Insecta; Coleoptera; Coccinellidae. Gene Ontology annotation, molecular function: zinc ion binding.
CUAAACCAACCCAGGCAACUUAGGCUUUUAUUUCACAAAUUCUAACCUGUUGCUCAGAAUUUUAUAUGAUGGAUAAUAAUAAACCAAUUUUUCCAGAAUUGAAUGCGGAUGAUUCGGGAGCUACAGAAAUCGAAUCCCUUUGUAUGAAUUGUCACUCGAAUGGAAUCACAAGAUUAUUGCUGACUAAGAUACCAUUUUACAAAGAUGUAAUAGUGAUGUCAUUUUCUUGUGAUGAGUGCGGAUUUCACAACAAUGAACUCCAAUCUGGAGCACCUGUAUCGGAAAAAGGAAUACGUGUGCAUCUCAAGGUUGUAGAGCCAAGAGAUCUAAAUCGCCAAGUGGUCAAAAGCGAUUAUACUGCUGUUAAAAUACCUGAACUUGACUUGGAAAUUUCUUCUCAGAGUCAAAAAGGAGAAAUAACAACUGUUGAAGGAAUUAUUGACAGAGUAAUCAAAGGCUUAAAUCAAGAUCAAAUUGUUAGACGAAUCUCUCAUCCUGAAGAAGCUGAGAAAAUUGACAAUUUCAUUGAAAGAUUAAAAGCUCUUAAAGAUUUAAAGGACCCUUUCAAUUUAAUUGUAGAGGAUAUCAGUGGUAACAGUUUCAUUGAAAAUCCCUUUGCUCCACAAGUAGAUAAAAACUGUAAAAUAGAGUAUUUUUCAAGGGAUAAAGAACAAAAUCAUCAGGUAGGCAUAUUUACCCAAGAUGAGAUUGUGGAGAAUGAAGAUUCUGCUAUACUGAAACCCAUCCAAGAAGGAGAGUUUCCACUAGAAAAUUUUGAAGGGGAAAUCUUACAAUUUCAUACAAAUUGCCCUGGAUGUAAUGCACCUUGUGAAACCAACAUGAAGAUGACCAAUAUACCUCAUUUUAAGGAAGUGAUAAUUAUGGCCACUGUGUGUGAUGUUUGUGGUCUUCGUACCAAUGAGGUGAAAUCUGGUGGAGGAAUAGAACCUAAAGGACUUCAUAUAGAAAUUGAUGUCAAUGGCAAAGAAGAUUUUUCAAGAGAUGUGCUCAAGUCAGAAACCUGCGAUCUUAGCAUUCCCCAAUUGGAUCUUGAAGUUGGCCCCAACGCUUUAGGAGGACGUUUCACAACCGUGGAAGGCUUAAUUACUGCUGUCAGGGAUCAGUUGUCUGAUCGCAAAAAUUCCCACAUCUUUGGCGAUUCCAUCAACAAAGAUUCAAAGGAAAAUUUUGAAAAAUUUUUGAAGAAAUUUGACGAGAUAUUAGAGGGCAAACUUCCUAUCACGAUAGUCAUGGACGAUCCAGCCGGCAACAGUUAUGUUCAGAGCCUAUCAGAAGCAGAUCAACCUGAUGAAUAUUUGAGAAUCACUCAUUACGAAAGAAGUUUUGAACAAAAUGAAGAGUUGGGCUUGAAUCAAAUGAAAACAGAAAAUUAUGAAUAGUUGAAGUUUUAUAUGAAAUUAUUAUAAAUAAACAAUAGUUGAUUUCAUUUUUAAA